AUACGUAAGGGAACAGCAGAGCUCAGCAAUGAAGGCAGAAAACAAUGACAGAAAUCAUUGCAGGAAGUUGUGCUCCCUGAUAAAGGACAGCAUCGACCACAGCACAGGAUGCAUGAGGAUGGCUUUCUUCAGCUCAAGAGGAUAUAGAAUACAUUUCCCGUAGAAUAUCCUUCAGACAAUUCCUUGUGGGGCGGCUACACAAACCCAGACUUGCAGAGGAACAUUAAAAAGGGAAAGAAGAGGAACAGAAUGGCACGUUCUUCACUUCUACGUUUCAUUUUUGUCUUCUCCUUAGCUUUUACGCAUGGGGGUCAUGCAAGUGUGCAAAAUGAAGUGCUAUGUGUCAGCAAGGCCUGCUAUACAGUCGACUUGGAGAAAAACAGUUUUGCUGACGCAGCAAAUAAAUGUGAUACCAACGGAGGAAACCUGGUAACGAUAAAGAGCCAAGAGGAAGCCGAAUAUGUAACCAGUUUGCUUUCAAAACUGACCAGUGACACUCCACACCAUGGAGCAUUAAAGCUUUGGAUUGGCCUCAAGCUGAACAGCUGCACCGAUAGGCGGAAGACACUGAAAGGAUUUGCUUGGGUUACAGGGCAAGAAGACACUGACAAAAUCCAGUUCUCUAACUGGAAGCAGGAGCCUAAACAUACCUGCACCUCCGCCAGAUGUGUGACUAUGGCACUGGACGCUUCCUCCCCAGAUAAUUACAAAUGGUCAGAUGGAAAGUGCGGUGGCCAAGCAGAUGGGUAUCUCUGUGAAUUCCCUUCUAUAGGUAUGUGCAAGAGGGUAGUGUUGGCUGGCCCAGGGGAAGUGUAUUACCAAACACCAUUUGGUAUUGUAAGUAGCUCAUUGGAACUUGCCCCAUACGGGUCCAUGGCUUCUGUGAAUUGCAAACAAGGUUUAUUGCAAGGUGCUAAUCUGAUUUGUAGACAGAUGGAUGAUAAUAUGUUCUACUGGAAUGAAAGCCCAGAAACAAGAUCACCACAGCCCAUGUGUGCAUCCCCAGAAAUUGGUUGUAAGUAUAACAAUGGAGGUUGUGAACAGGAAUGUAUUGAGGACUUGCAUAAUGGUUCUGUCAGAUGUGCUUGUAAGGGGGGCUACGUGCUGGCACCUGAUUCACUCUCCUGUGUUUUACCGCAACACUGCCAGUCCAACCCUUGUGAGUACAAGUGCAUAAACCACCCCAAUGGCUUUAAUUGCACAUGUCCUGUGGGCUUUGUACUGCACGAUAACCAAGUGAAUUGCACUGAUGUGGAUGAAUGCCUGGGACAGCCCUGUAGCCACUCAUGUGCCAACACCCUCGGAAGCUUCCAGUGCAGUUGCCAAAGAGGCUUCAAAGAACAGGGAGAAAAGUGCAUAGACAUUGAUGAAUGCAUUGACUCCCCUUGUGACCAGGAUUGUUUAAACACACACGGAUCCUACCACUGCUCCUGUAAAGAAGGCUAUGCUAAGGGGGGAGAUGGAAUAUCCUGUUUGGACGUGGAUGAGUGCAGUUCUUCCCCUUGUGAGGUUUUGUGUCAUAACUUGCCCGGAGGAUACAAGUGUUCUUGCCUAAAAGGAUUCCAGUUGGCAUCUAAUGGCAUCUCUUGCAACCCAGAUAAUGACACUGAAGGGGGAGAAAUGGUAAGCAGUGUGCCCAAGACAGAGCACCAUCCUACCCAAAGUAUGCUGCCCUCAGACUCUUUCUCUGACUCCCCAAGCACAAGUGGCUCUAAUGAUAGCAUGGCUGUCACUUCUGUGUCUCUUGAGGUAGACCUUUCGUUGGGUAACAACUCCGUGGAUCAUAUAAAGAGUGGCACCAUCGGUGAACAAAGGCUGAUUAUUCUCGUGAGCACAAUAUGUGCCUGUGGCGCUUUGCUAGUCCUGGCUGUGAUUAUAGGCAUUGUGUAUCACAGGAAGAAACAAUCCCAGAAAACAAAAGAAGAACCCCCCAAAGCAACAGAUAAUUACGGCUGGGCCCCCGAGCAGUCGGAAUACAGAGCUGUGAACAAUCAAUACAGGUGAUGCCCGACACAGAGAGACACUUGGCUGACUUGUAGAUGAGCAUUUCUAAUUAAUACUUAUAUGCUAUAUACACACCCAUUCACUGCUAACCUUGAUUCUGCCAAUCUUCCUUAGGUCACAAUUAUUCUAACAAAACUGUGUGAAUAACAAUUUUUUCCUUUUUAUUGAUUGUUAUUAAUUAUUAAACAUUUCUACUUGACCUUUAAAUUGUACUAAUUUGGCAGAAUGGUGUUGCCAGAAACCCUCUAAAUAGAACUCAGCUACACCCGGGAGUAAAGUGCUAAAGGCUAUGCUAGGGUAAUGUAUAAUUCAGCCAGCUCCUUACCUGCUAGAGCCUUAGGGAACUGCAGAAAUCUCUCUGCUACUUUCAGCUACUAAAUAGCAUUAAAAGAGUUGUUCAUCUUGAAAUUAACUUUUAGCACGAUGUAGAGCUUGAUCAUGUUCUUCACCUUGUAUUUUUUGCUAUUUUACCUUUUGCAUUUGUACCUUUAUUUUUUCAGCAGCUCUUGAGUUUGGAUUUAAGCAGGUAUCUGGUUACUAGGGUUCAAAUUACCCUAGCAUCAAGGAAGUGGUUUGAUUGAGAAACUGAAUAUGAAUAAGAGGAGGGCUAAAUAAAAAAGAUAAGUGAUAAUUAGUAUCAAUAAUAAUAAAAUUGUAGUCUCACAGAGCAAUAAUUGUGGCUGCCGGGGUCAGUAACCCUCUUUUAAAAGCAGAAAAGAGACAAAAGAAAAGGCAAAUAAUUAAAAAACGAACUAUUCAAAUUGGCUAUUUUAUAACAUACUAAACGUUAAAGUCAAGGUGAACCACCCCUUUAAAACCAAUGCUUUCUGGAUAAUUGUUUCUGCAGCUCUAUAGUUUAGCGUUAAACAUGUCUAGUUGCUAGGGCCUUACUAACACUAGCAACUGGCAUUCGUUUGAAUGACAGACUGGCAUAUGAAUAGGAGACGGCUUGAAAGAAUUAUAAUAAUACAAAUUUAGCCUUAGAGUGAUUCUGCUUUCUGGUACCAUUGAUGUUAUUUUAGGUUUCAUUUACAAAAUGAUGGGUGUGAAUGUCUGUGGCACAUACAAACAGGCUAGAAUUAUGUGGGGAGCAAAGGACUAUGGAAAAACAACAAUAAUUUUUACACAGUGUGCUUUAUUCAUAACUCAUUGCUGUUAUUAGUAGUGAUAUGAGAUCCAUCCUUGUAAAGUGGUACCAAAUAAACCUGGCCAAUAUGAAACCUCA
This is a messenger RNA of Xenopus tropicalis (tropical clawed frog), 3229 nucleotides long. RefSeq names its product CD93 molecule (gene cd93). The transcript has a single exon. Gene Ontology annotation, molecular function: calcium ion binding; carbohydrate binding. Lineage: Eukaryota; Metazoa; Chordata; Amphibia; Anura; Pipidae. The coding region runs from base 250 to 2004 and encodes 584 amino acids. The record is from RefSeq and is a predicted model, not a curated record. Gene Ontology annotation, cellular component: membrane.